Closterium sp. NIES-65 is the source of this 963-nucleotide messenger RNA. The record is from the annotation of a GenBank genome assembly. Lineage: Eukaryota; Viridiplantae; Streptophyta; Zygnematophyceae; Desmidiales; Closteriaceae.
AUGCUUCCGCCCAGUCCGCAUCAAGCUGACGGCAGCAGCGCCGGUGCUAAAACGCACGGUUCGGCCCCGCGAACACCUUCUGUGCCGAUUACCAUUCCCUCGGCCAGCGUGCCCGAUGUGACCGCCACAAUUUCCAAGGGUGAGUUGGCAGAGGCACCACGGGAUGCACGCACGCAGACAGGAAUGGCGGAGGCAAGCACUGCGUCUAGUGCUGCCCCGUCACCGCUGCCAGGCGAAGCCAAGUGCACGUAUCGAGCCUACAAGAAGAAACCUGAGAGGAUGUGGAGUAAGAAGCUGGCCACGAAGCGGGCCGCGAUUGCCACGGGCGUGGGGGUGGCGGAGGAAGAAGCACACGCACGUAGGGAUGCGACGAAAGUGAGCGCGGUGACGGGCAAAGUGGACAUCGUGUGCGGCAGCGUGUGCUCACAUCUAGCGGUUGAUGGCAAUGCGGAGAAGAUGGAAGACGCAUCCCUCUCACUGGAACCGUUUCUUUCCCCGUCAACAAUCCCUGUGUCUCCUUUUCUUUCCCUCUCAAUCUCUGAGGCUCCUUUCCUUUCCUCGUCAAUCCCUGAGGUCCACUUUGUGGAUAAGAAGAUCAAUGUCCACUUUGUGGAUAAGAAGAUCAAUGCUCCCACCCCCUUUUCCGAGCCCUCUGUCUCUUGUACCGAGCCCCCCGCCCUUUUUACCGAGCCUCCUGCGACCGAAGGGGAUGGGAGACCGAAGUUAGAGCAAGAUGGGAGAGGGGUCGAUGAAGAGGAGGGAGGAGGGGAUGAAGAGGAGGAAGGAAUAGGGGCGAAAGAGAAGGAAAGAGGACGGAAAGAUGAGGGGGGAAAUGGGGUGGAAGAGGUGAGGAGCAAAAAAGAAGAGGAUGAGGGGAGAGGGGGGCGGGUGGAGAAUGGGAGAGGGGAGGAAGGGGAGGAGGGGAGACGUCAGGAAGCGGUUGAAGGGGGAGUGGGGCAAUAA